Manihot esculenta (cassava) is the source of this 1735-nucleotide messenger RNA. RefSeq names its product protein FEZ. NCBI's taxonomy places the organism in Eukaryota, Viridiplantae, Streptophyta, Magnoliopsida, Malpighiales, Euphorbiaceae. The coding region runs from base 318 to 1556 and encodes 412 amino acids. The transcript is spliced from 3 exons. Gene Ontology annotation, biological process: regulation of DNA-templated transcription. The record is from RefSeq and is a predicted model, not a curated record. Gene Ontology annotation, molecular function: DNA binding.
UUUCUUUUAAAGUCACCAGAAAAGGCGGCUGAUCCUUCGGAGGCAGAACCCUUCUCGGGAAGCAUAUAUUGCCUUCAAAUUAAGUGAAUACUGAUUCAUUGUCAACUUGCUAGCUCUCGCUUUCACUUCACUUCUCUUCUGAAAUCUGUGCUCCCUAGGGUUUGCUUUUCACUGUUUGAAUCUCUGUCUUCUUCCACUUAGAAAGCAGCUCUCUACUUUUGCACUUCUGGGUUUCGUUUAUUUUGGUUUCUAGUUCAUUUUUGCAACAAAAUUUUGAGAUUGGAGCUUGUUGAUCUAAGAGGGAGAGAUAGAGAGACAUGGAUGAGAGAAAUGAUGUUGAUAAGAUAGACGAAGUGAUGUUACCAGGGUUUAGAUUUCACCCAACAGAUGAGGAGCUUGUAGGGUUUUAUCUGAAGAGGAAGAUUCAACAGCGGCCUCUCUCGAUCGAGCUUAUCAAGCAACUUGACAUCUACAAAUACGAUCCCUGGGAUCUUCCAAAGUUAGCAACGACUGGAGAAAAGGAGUGGUAUUUCUACUGCCCCAGGGACAGGAAAUAUAGAAAUAGCGCAAGGCCUAAUAGGGUUACCGGAGCUGGGUUUUGGAAAGCCACCGGAACCGACAGGCCUAUUUACUCGUCAGAAGGGAACAAGUGCAUUGGCUUGAAGAAAUCCCUUGUUUUCUAUAAAGGUAGAGCUGCCAAAGGGAUCAAAACAGAUUGGAUGAUGCAUGAGUUUCGGUUGCCUUGUCUCGCAGACUCUGCACCACCCAAGAGAUUCAUCGACAAAACCAUUCCUGCCAAUGACUCAUGGGCAAUAUGCAGGAUAUUCAAGAAAACAAACUCCACAGCACAAAGAGCUCUGUCAAAUCCUUGGGUUUCUCCACUACCUGAACCUUCAGCUUCUUCUUUAAUUUCCAAAGGCUCACAAACUAGUCAUCAUCACUUUAGUUCACAAAACAUGCCACUCGCAACAGAAACCAGUACAGGCAUCCAGUUGAACUACAACAAUCAUGAGAUACAACACUCGUCUAUUACUAGUUUCUCUCCUUCAGACUUUUCCUCCUUCAAGCCCGUGAAUCAUAACAGUUCAUUGCCAAUCAAACUCUCUCACCAUCUUCCCAUUUCAAACGGAGAUCUGACUAACAAUUUUUUCUUUUCUCCCAUUGAAACACUAGCUCCUGCAAAAUGCACUGUUGAUGUUUCUUCUGUGCUGUUAAACAUGUCUUCCUCAAUGCUUGAAGAUAUUGGAUAUCAUAAGGUAGCCACAGAUAGUAGCUUAGACUUUGCAGGGCCACAAGAUCAUUGCAAUGGCUUCUCAUUAACUUGUUUGCCCCAAGUGAUGCAAGUGAAUGCUGGCAAUGGAGAUGAUCAUGCACCGAUGAAGAAUCCGAACGCGACACAUAUCAAUGAUCAAUGGGAGACAGUCCCUUCUAUUGGAUUUCCCUUCAGUUUGCCUAUGAGUAUGGGCGAUACAUGGAAGCCAAACUUGGUUUGGGAUUCUUCCUCAUGUUCUAGUGAGAUGUCCACAAGUUUUUCCACAGCUGAGUGUUAUACUUGAGGACAUUACUAUAUAGUUAAAUCAAGUAGUACGUAGUUCAAAGUUUUUAUGUUUAAAAAGAAAAAAGAGAAUUAUUCUGUUUAAAUUAAAAUAUAGAAUUUUGUUGCCUUAGAACUUUAGAACUUUGUAACAAAUCUGAAUCCAAAAUUUUCAGCAAUUAAUGGUUUUUUUUUUUUUAA